CUAUCAGCUGUUAGUGUGGCACUCCAGUGUUUUCUUAAAUGGGACGAAUUAAGGUGUAAAAACAUUUCCUAAUAAUCUAGGUCGCUGGCUGAAAGGAAAAACCAGAUCUGCAAGAACUGAGGCACAGAUGUUUGCCCAGCGACUAAAUGCAAGGAAACGUAGUUAGCAAGUAACAUGGACACCACAUCACCGAGGGAAACCCAAAAGAACGCGAAUCCGAUUGAGGCGCUGAGUAAAGAUGAAAUCAUCAGCAAGUAUAAAGGCCUACUCAGCAUUGCCAAGAAGGCUAAACAGGCGAAGGAUGAACUCACCGAGGAAAACCACCGGCUCAAGGAGGCCCUGAAGCGGGCGGCCGAGAAGCAGAGCAGUCUGCCAGCAAUGCAGGAAAUGGUCCAGGACUUUACCGACAAGAACCUUAUACUCACCGAGCAAGUUACCGCCCUGCAGCGAAAGACCAAGGAGGAUGCUGAACGACUCGCACAAUUCGAGAUCGAGAACGAGAGUCUUAAGCGCCAGUUAGGGCGGUUAAGUGAUGAGAACGACGUCCUUCUGGCCGAUGUGGAUCGCAUGGAAAAGGCAAUGCAACAGGUCAAUGCCCUAGGCAACGAGCAGCGCAAGAAUCUGGAGCUCUUGGAAGUGGAUAUUGCCAAAAUUAAGGAAGCGGAGGCAGAAAACGCCAGCCUUCGCCAGCAACUGGUAACAGUAGUCGAGGAAUCGGCGUUGCUGCAGCAAAAGUACCAGAGCAUUAAGGAACUAAACUCUGAACAGCGCAAGAAAUUUAAUUCCUUAAAGGAUCGCUUUAUUGACGUAUACCGCAAGUUGAAGAAGCUUAAAGAAUGCAAGUCCGUCCUGCUGGAGACACAACACGAAUAUGCUGCCUCUAUUUCCAAGUGGCAAGUGGAAAUAAUCAAGGCAUCACAGCUUUUAUGUGGAAAGAUGACGUCUCUACAGGCCGAGAACGAAAAACUAAAGCGGAACACGAAAUCGCAGGAAAUACUCGACCGUAAUGAUGACGGAAUCGACCGCAAUCGGUUGCUUGGCAGAAUUCUAGAACUGGACCGACUUGCCAAAAUGGUAAAACACACGCAGGAACACCAGAGAACUCACUUGAAUGUGGAGCGUCUUUUAAAGAAGUUAACCGCCAUUGAACAACUGGCAAGCAUUGUCAAGGAGCAGCAAAGAGUGGAUAAGGACCAACUGGCAGUUGUAACGAGGGAGCAGCAGAAAAUCAAUAACCAUUCCAGAAAUCUUAAUGUUAGCCUUUUCCAGGCCAAACUUAAAGAGAUGCAAAACCUCGUCCAUAUCAUCGAAAAGGACCGCGAUAAUCAGCAGAGGAAAUUGCAGGAUUUAGAAGCCAUAUGCAUAGAACUACGCCAACACAACGAGGAUUUAUUAUCGCGCUUCCACCUCAAGGAGCAGGAGCAUGGUGAAUUGCUGACCGAGAUGAGGGAACUGAAUGAAGCGCUGAAGGGACGCGGUGACGCCAUCUCACGCCUUCAAGAGCAGCACGAAGCAGAAGUUAAAAGACAGCGAGACUUGGAGGCCCAACUCUCCAACAGUCAGCAGGCAGUGCAGGAGAAGUUACAGAAGAUGAAACAACUCCAGAGUCGUGUCGAGGAAUUGGAACAGGUCAAUGCUGAUGCCCAGAGUGAUGUCUUGUCAACAUCCACAAUAUCACGAGCCGAGGAAUUGAGUCGCCUGCGUGAGCUGGACGAAGGCUACGAGGAGAAGUACCACAAGCUAAGAGCGCUAGCUGCAAAGCUUAAAAAGAAGUUGCAGGAGCAGACACAGCAAUUGAAGGAAAUGGAACAGUGCGGGGCCUUAAAAGAGGAACUGGAAGCGGUAAAGUUGGCUCAGGUCCAAUUGCAACAGGACCUUAAUGCUGCUCGAGCUGAAAACCAGAAGCUCAAGUCGAAGGAAAAAAUCAAGCACACUAGUGUUCUUAACCUCGAAAUAGAAGCAGCCGAAAAAUCCCUUUCCGAAGUUAGUGCUAAGCUGGCGACCAAGACCAGCGAGCUUGAAACAGUCAAGGAAUCGCUGGCCAGCAAGGAAAAUACUAUCGUUCAACUGCGUAAGGAAAUUGCUAUUCUAGAGGAAGCCAAGAACGGAGAGGCUGCUCAUUCCCAAGAAUUAAAAGAACAGAUCGAUCGCAUGCAAGUCCAGGUCAAGGACGCUGUUCACAGCAAGCAGCAAGCGCUCACCCAAAAUAAGGACUUGGAACAGGGAGUUGAGAAGGCCAAGAUGGAGGCAGAGCAAUUGCGUCUACAGCUGGCGGAAAGCGCACAGCAGUAUGAAUCCAGGCUAAUUACAGCAACUCAACAGCUAAGCACCCGAACCCAGGAGCUUGAAAUGCACUUGGCGGACCAAAAGCAGUUGGAGACGGCACUCAGAAAUGCGGAACGCGCUCAGGAGGAUCUCCGAGUGGAGUACACAGAAUACAAGCUGAAAGCACAGUCGGUGCUGCGAAAAAACCAAAGUAAGGGCUCAAACCGAGAACAGGAGUUGGAAGAAGAGUUAGUUGGGCUUCGAGAGAGUGAACGCAAUUUGCGAGAGAGCAACGACGGAAGAGCUGCUCGCCUGGCCCAGAUGGACACACAGAUAGAGGUAUUGCGACAAGACAACGCUGAUCUGCAGAAACGCAGCAAGGAGUUGCUGUCAUUGGUGGACGAAUUGCGACAGCAAAAUGAUCUUCUAUCUCUGGAAAAUCAGCGCCAGAUGCAAUUCCAACACGACUUGAUGCAGCAGCAUCGGCAAACGGUUGAUCAAAUGGACGCCGGGCACCAGAUGCAAUUAAAACAGGUGCAGCAACAGCUGGAAGAAGUGCAGCAGAAGCAGAUUAACGUCUCCCAGCAUAGCAACGUGUCCGCCGUGAGCGGAGAGCCUAGUCCAGAGCAGGCCAAGAUCGAUUACUUGCUUAUGGACCACGAAUCUGGUUUGGAUAGCCAUGUUGGCGACGCCUCGCUGGCACAACUGGCUGCUCAGCGAAAAAUCUCCACUGCCUCGAGACGCUCGCAUGACUUCAUGCCACUAGACGAACUGCUCAACACUUCAAUGAACCAAAUAACCAGCGAUACUGUAACUACCAUCACCAAUUUCGGACGCAGCGUGUCCCAGCAGGAAGAUGAAGAAGCGGAAAUGGCCGCACGCGGUGACUUUUCCGUCCAGAGUGCCCAACUUCAAGCCACAAAAGAACGUCUGGGCAUCCAAGAAAGUCGUGUAAAGCAUUUGACUUCCUUGUUGGCCGAAAACGAGCAGGAUUUGGCUAAACUGACCCAAAUGAAUGACAUGCUAAAGGAGGAAUUGCGGCGACAAGAGCGUUCUGAGGAGCGGGAACAGCACAUGCAUAACUCCGAGUAUUUGAAGAACGUCUUCUUAAAGUUCCUUACACUAAACAAUGUGGACGAGCGUCAGCGUUUGGUUCCCGUUCUUAAUACCAUUCUCCGUUUAAGUCGCAACGAAAUGGAGAUGCUCAAUUGUGUGGCCAAGGGGCAAAAAGUAUCUCCAGAUGGCAGCAGUCGCAGCUGGACAGGAUUCCUGAGCGCGUGGAGUGGAGGUGGCAGCCCAAAUAACAACAACUAGCUGACAUCAUAAGAUAUAUAUAUAAUUAUUGGUAUUGUUGGAUGUGGAUAGUCGCCAGUCAUUGGACAGUCGUAUAGCAUACAUUCUGUAAAUCUUGUACAAUUUCCUUUUAUAUUAAUGUAUUUUAAAAUUGAUCGUUGCUGUUUGGCAAAUCGUACUUUGUACACUCUUAUAUAUGUUCAUAUUCGUUAUGUUGAGCGCCCUAUACAGCACUCUCGGCAAUAUACGCAUUAUAGAUUGAAACCCUUCUACGUAUUUAAAAACGAUCGGUUAUUCAAUGGUUUCUUUAAUUUGAAAUUCUAUUACCAUAUAGAUCAGACUAUAAAUCAGCUGCAUUGUCUAAAAAUUAGUAUUCCAUUACUUGUAUUGUAUGUACUAUAUAUAAAUAGGAUCAGUAGUUAUGGAUAAAUGUACACUUAUGAACGGUGUAUAUUGUUCACACACAAUAUAAAAUAUCAUUAACAUAAA
Drosophila eugracilis is the source of this 4047-nucleotide messenger RNA. RefSeq names its product GRIP and coiled-coil domain-containing protein 2 (gene GCC185). The record is from RefSeq and is a predicted model, not a curated record. NCBI's taxonomy places the organism in Eukaryota, Metazoa, Arthropoda, Insecta, Diptera, Drosophilidae.